Molecule: messenger RNA, 1233 nt
Organism: Ruditapes philippinarum (Manila clam)
Lineage: Eukaryota; Metazoa; Mollusca; Bivalvia; Venerida; Veneridae
Product: fibropellin-1-like
Exons: 11
Coding region: 57-1220 (387 amino acids)
Molecular function (GO): calcium ion binding
Source: RefSeq, a predicted model, not a curated record
GCGAUAAAGGCUGGAGGGGACAAUAUAGUUCCUGUUAUUAUCUUAAUGAAUACAAUAUGAAUUGGACAGAUGCUAAGAAUUGGUGUUUGGAGAGGAGCAGUUAUCUGGUAGAGGUUGAAAGUGAUCUUGAAAACAGGUUCCUACAGAAAAUUGCUUCUGAAGCUGGAUACAAGUGCUACUACUACAUUGGUUUAAAAAGACGUUAUGCCGAUAAGACAUGGAAAUGGAUCACCAGUGGGAACUCUGUUAAUUACAGUUCGUGGUAUAAAAAUCAACCAGAUGAAGACGGCCGGUGUGGACAGUAUACCAGUGACUGGUACAAAUGGAACAAUAUCCCGUGUGACAGAAAACAUUGCUUCAUCUGCGAAAGAACUGAUAGUUGUAAACCCAGUCCAUGUUUGAAUAAGGGGACAUGUGUGCAGCAACUUAUGAAAUAUAAAUGUGAAUGUCUGCCAGGAUUUUCUGGUAAAAACUGCGAGGAAGAUAGUUGUUCACCCAGCCCAUGUUUGAAUGAAGGGAAAUGUGUGCAUGAACUGGUAAACUAUACGUGUAAAUGUCCGCCAGGAUUUUCUGGUGAAAACUGCGAGAAAGACAUUUGUUCACCCAACCCAUGUUUAAAUAGCGGGACAUGUGUGCAGGAACUGGUGGACUAUACAUGUGGGUGUCCGCCAGGAUUUUCAGGUGAAAACUGCGAGAAAGACGUUUGUUCACCCAAUCCAUGUUUGAAUAACGGGAAAUGUGUGCAGGAAAAGGUGAACUAUACAUGUGAAUGUCCGCCAGGAUUUUCUGGUGAAAACUGCGAGAAAGUGGUUCUGGAUUGUGAGCUAAGCCCCUGUCGGAAUGGAGGCACCUGUAUUCAGGAAUUGGACUCUGACCUUUGCGUGUGCAAACCGGGGUUUACUGGUGCCAACUGUGAAUACGGCGAAUGUACCACGGAUCUGUGCCACAAUGGAGGAACAUGCAUUUCAACAGUGGGUAACUACACAUGCGCAUGCGCGGAUGGAUAUACCGGGAACACGUGUGAAACACGGAUAGAUCAUUGCUCAUCCGACCCAUGUAAGAAUAAUGGUACUUGUUUAAGUGGUAACAGUGGGUUUGAAUGCGCAUGCGUAACCGGCUAUGAAGGCACCCUGUGUACCAACAGUGCUGGUAUAGUGUGUUGCUUUCAAGGAGUGUUAUUGGCCCUUGUUAUAAAGACAGUGUUGCAAAAUUACAUAUAAAGACAGUGUUGCA